UUUUGGUACGUCAUUGCCCAUGUGGGCGUUGUUAAGUACAUCUUUGUCUUUCUUGCUUGGCAACAGACCUGAGCCACCUCCUUUCCCCACUUCUGGCUCUCUUCUUGCUAGCAAAGACAAUCCCAUUUCUGUUUUCUCUUCAAAAAUGGAAGAUCAAUCUCCAAUGUUGUUUCUCUCAUGUUGCUGGAUCUGUAGACUGAAAAAAUCAAGGACAUGCAGUGCCAAAAGUAAAGGCAAUGAUGUCCCGACUGUGGAUAAAUUAAUUUCCUUGAGGAUGGCUGAGAAGAAGGGUUCAGUUGCUGUUAUAGAAUAUCAUUUGUUGGAAGCUGCAACAAACAAUUUCCAGGAAGUUAAUGUCCUGGGUGAAGGUGGUCGUGGAUGUUUGUAUAAAGCUUGUUUCAGUGAAAAACUCCUUGCAGCAGUGAGGAGAUUUGAAGGUGAAGAACAGGACAUUGAAAGAGAAUUUGAGAACGAGCUGAACUGGUUAACGAAAAUUCAUCAUCAAAACAUAAUUUCUCUUCUGGGUUACUGCAUUCAUGGUGAACAAAGGUUUCUCGUGUAUGAAAUGAUGCAAAAUGGGUCUUUGGAAAGUCAAUUGCAUGGGCCAACACAUGGAUCAGCAUUAACUUGGAAUCUGCGAAUGAAAAUUGCUGUUGAUGUUGCAAGGGGACUAGAGUAUCUUCAUGAGCAUUGCAAUCCUCCUGUUGUCCAUAGAGAUCUGAAGUCAUCUAAUAUUCUUCUGGAUUCCAACUUCAAUGCAAAGCUUUCGGACUUUGGCCUUGCUGUAGCUUCUGGUAUCCAAAACAAGUACAUAAAGCUUUCAGGAACUUCAGGUUAUGUGGCACCAGAGUACCUUUUGGAUGGCAAACUAACUGAUAAAAGUGAUGUCUAUGCUUUUGGAGUUCUCCUUCUGGAACUCCUGAUAGGAAGAAAACCAGUGGAAAAGACGUCUCCGGAUCAUUUUCAGUUCAUAGUCUCAUGGGCCAUGCCUCGGCUCGCUGACAGAUCAAAGCUUCCCAACUUUGUGGAUCCUGUUAUCAAAGACACUAUGAAUUUAAAACACUUAUACCAGGUAGCUGCAGUGGCAGUACUAUGCGUGCAACAAGAACCAAGUUACAGGCCAUUGAUAACAGAUGUCCUGCACUCUCUCAUCCCUCUUGUACCUCUUGCGCUUGGAGGGUCACUGAGAAUUACAGGACCUGUUCCUCUUGCCCUGCCUUCUCUCUGAUGAUGAGAGAGAGCUUAGAUCGGCUAAGGCAAUGUAAAACUCUAGUAAUUUUAGAGAAUUUGGAUGCCUCAUCCAGAUAUGGAAUUGGAAUAUGAAUAUUUUCGUAUGGCAGAUACAAUACUGCCCCCAAAAACAAACAGCAAUUAGGAUCGAAGAAAGUAUAAACCAAUUGAGGUAGCAAAUGAUACAAGAUAAUUGUCUUAUGCAGAAGCUUGGAUGGCCUAACCCAAUAGGACAAAAGGAACGCUAUUAAGCAAGGUCCGAAAACUCUUGAAUUCAUCUGUUGAGGAUUUUGACUCAAGUCCACCCUGUCGGAUACAGACACGGAAGAUGGGAGAACUAUGCACAGAUCCUGAAAUCCUCGUCAACGCCAACUGUAAAAUGCAAAAUCUAAGCAGAUUAUCAAGCAUAUUCUGAUGACAGCAUGCAUGUGUAUACCUAGAAAACUAAGUGAAUUCUAUUUGAUUAUCACAUGAUGCAGAUCAUCAAUGAUGCAGGGUGGCGAUCAAUUAUGAGAGACAAUGUAAUUCUUGUCUGUCAUGCAACGACAUGAUUCACAGUUAGGCAACAAACAGACGUAUUCUACAACAUAAUGCUUAGAUUUGACAUACUGGCCAUGAUAUUAUCAAAGAAACAAAUAAAACAAAAACCGUGAAAUUGGAGAUA
Molecule: messenger RNA, 1894 nt
Organism: Populus euphratica (Euphrates poplar)
Lineage: Eukaryota; Viridiplantae; Streptophyta; Magnoliopsida; Malpighiales; Salicaceae
Product: probable receptor-like protein kinase At1g80640
Exons: 11
Coding region: 20-1228 (402 amino acids)
Biological process (GO): protein phosphorylation
Molecular function (GO): ATP binding; protein kinase activity
Source: RefSeq, a predicted model, not a curated record